This is a messenger RNA of Symbiodinium sp. CCMP2592, 840 nucleotides long. The record is from the annotation of a GenBank genome assembly. NCBI's taxonomy places the organism in Eukaryota, Dinophyceae, Suessiales, Symbiodiniaceae.
AUGGCUUGCAAGGUUUCCGGGGGCAGCUUGGAUGCUUGGCCUCGCAUGGUGGAGGGUCUCUCCGAGGGAUCGGUGCCCGCGACGGAGGAGGAGGUCGACCCGGAAACGGCUCCCAUCACUGUGCACCUGCUCCAUGCAUCUGGUCGGUCGCUGCCUAUGUCCGUGGACGCCAAGAACACCAUCAAGGAAGUCAAGAGGCUGAUCCGAGAGGUCUACAAGCGGGAAGGGCCCCCUCCAGGCUAUUCGGAAGGAUCGCUGUUGAAGCUCGUUCGUGGCACGGACGAAGUGGAAGAUGAUGGGCGAAGUGUCGGUGAACAUGGCAUCGAGGACGGUGACACGCUGACGAUCAUCCUGCAAGAGUCACGCUGGCAGUCUCUCGCCUCUAACGUGCGGAUCUCCGAACUGGAGCCUGUGAAAGAGGAUCUGAGAAUCCGCCGGAUUUCGGUAUGGAUCGGCUACACCGACAUCGAUCAAGACACGCGCUACACCUGGAGCGACAGCACCCAGGACGACUUCACCAAUUUCGCGAAGAAUUGCAGCGGUCGUGAAAGCGAGGCAGGCUGCACCCAGCCCGAGGUGCAGCAGCAGUGGUAUCAGAGCAGUGGCGUCGAGAAGAGUCCUUUUGUUUGCAAGAAGAAUGCCCAGCUACCUGUGUCACUGCAGCUGAACACGACCGCAGAAAGUCUCCUCCGCAUCGCCUGGCCGGAGAGCAUUCCUCCCACGUUAAAGCGGACAGAGGAGCUGCGUCUUCGAAUUCAGGCCACCGUUUUGCCCGAUCGCUGCACGGUGUCCAACACCCAGCGUCCGCUUCUGCCACGGAUGCCCCGGGCAUCUGUGUGA